This is a messenger RNA of Vitis riparia (riverbank grape), 2962 nucleotides long. RefSeq lists its product as uncharacterized. The record is from RefSeq and is a predicted model, not a curated record. The transcript has 2 exons. NCBI's taxonomy places the organism in Eukaryota, Viridiplantae, Streptophyta, Magnoliopsida, Vitales, Vitaceae. The coding region runs from base 1087 to 2604 and encodes 505 amino acids.
AAAGGAAGAAUAAACCACAAUAAAUGGUGAGGAAAACAUAAGAGAGGAGGAAGAGAAAGGUGAAUCAGGAGGAAGCAGAGAAAGCACCAAGAUCUUAGGUCAGCAUGGGAACGCAGGUCAACACCUUAAUGAUCAGUGAAUACGAUGAAGCUCUUACCUUACAGAAUGAAAUGCAGGAGAACAGUAAGGCUCUGGCUUGGUCUAAUGUUUCAAAAGCACAUGCCAGCAUCACCCAACCUCCAUCAACCCUACCCCCAAGCCACCCAGCAAAGGGACUCCUGCUCAUGAGGCCCCUACGAUCCAUAAAUCAGAUACCUUGGAUGAUUGCAGUGGUGAUACCAGUUGCAAUAUCCCAAUGAUCAAGCUUUCUUCAACCGAAAAGGAAAACCUAAGUGCACCAUGGAAAUACUCCCUUAUUGCCAAAGUCCUUGGCAGAAAGGUCGGGUUGCAAUACUGCCAAGCUCAUCUUCAUCGCCUUUGGUCUCUUGAGGGAACAGUGGACAUCAUUGACCUUGGCUAUGGAUUUUUCUUGCUAAAAUUUUCGCUCCCUACAGAUUAUAUCAAGGUGUUUAAAGGGGUUCCAUGGCUGAUCCACGGCUACUAUAUCUCUCUUCGUCCAUGGGUUCCUAACUUCAAGCCUUCAGAGGCCACCAUCACUCAUGCUAAGGUUUGGGUUCGCCUUCCUGAACUCCCCAUAGAAUAUUAUGACAAGGAGGUGCUGUUCCAGAUUGGAGCAGCUAUUGGCAGAACUAUCAAGAUUGACCCCAUUACUGAAAAACAAGCAAGAGGCAGAUUUGCGCGAAUGUGCGUUGAAGUAGAUUUAAAGCACUCACUUCUUCCCCAAAUUAAGCUUGGUGAACUCCAGCAGAAGAUUGAAUAUGAGGGUUAUGUUGAGCAACUGCAGCAGGAUUAUUCUCCAUGCCCGCCCCUGAUUGCCAAUCCAACCCAUUCUUAUUCCUCUUCACAUACAAAGUUUGUACACCCGAAUCCCCUUGGAGCCCCUAAUGCUUCACAAAAUGUGGCCUCCAACAACAGAAAUACCUCCAUUGAUGCCACUUGGCUUCGAGUUCCCUGUUGGCAGCGCAAAUGCCCGCAAAAAACAAAACAGAUUCAGGAUCACAGGGUCCUAAGGUCCCAAAAGAGAAAGCUAUGAUUGGAACCGGAUUGUCAUCAUCAGGUUCAAGGUUCAGUGUUCUUGAACUAGAAAAUCAUCUUGAUCCAGCUGUUGAACCCAAGCCUUCGAAAGGGAAAUCUGAGCACACUUCUGUGAGUACAAGCUCUUCUUACAAUGGGAAGAACAUUGGAUCUAAAUUGGGGCAAAAGCAAUGUCCCAAAGCUGGAGAGGGUAAAUCCUUGUCUGCAGCUUUGCCAAUUGCGGCAACAAAGCUGUCAAUGCCGGAGGAAACCCUUUCCAACCAUGUGGAGGCAUCUGUAGAACCUAAAGUGUUGUCUAGAUUGUGUAAUCCUAUGUCAGUCAAGCAGCCACAAGACUCGUUGAAGCAAGUGCAGAAACCCCACACCUCUUCCCCACUUCUUUCCUCAACAUUAUCUUCAUCCAAAGUUGUAGCUUCCUCUUUCAGCAAGGGCCAGCAACCAACACAAGAUGAUGAGGUUUAUCUGCCACUACCAGCUUCUUUCCGCACCACUUCUACACCCACUGAAAUCUGGUCCCCCCGGUGCAGUAAUUUAGUUAUGAAGAAUGCAUCCUGCACAGCCCCUACAUCACUCAGUUUGAACCAGCCACAACCCUCAAAACAGAGUGCCAUUCCUCAGCUUUCUCCUAUGCCAGAUGCCACCAUCCAGUUCCAUUCUGAAGUGAUGCAGCGCUCAACAAAACAGCGAAAAAUAAAGAGCAUACCAGGAUUGGUUCAACUAUUUCAGGAGCUGAGCACUGAAAGCAGUCCAACAGUCUUCAGCAUUGAUUCAGCUAUUUCAGACAUUGAAAUUAGCGUGAGCAUCUCACCCUUGCCUACUGGAAAGGCAAAUCAUCACAGCAUAAGCUUCAGUCCCUCCAAAACCAAUCACAAUAUGCACCCUUUGCCAAAAGGACAGGCAGGAACAUACCAGAACGUCUCAAAAGCCAUCCCUGAACCUCAUCCAAAGAAACUUCUAUGUUGGAAUUGUCGUGGAGCAGGUGAGCUCAAGUUCAUGCGAGCUAUAAAGGAUCUAAUCAAACUACACGAGCCAUCCAUAGUAGUUCUUCUUGAACCAAAGAUUUCUGGUGGUGAUGCAGACCAGGUCAUCAAGGAAAUUGGCUUCUCUGGCCAAUACCGUAUUGACCCUGAGGGCUUUGCUCAUGGAAUUUGGAUUUUGUGGCAGACAGAGGAUGUCCGUGCUGAAGUUACUUCAUCUACCCCACAUCAGAUUCACUUGUCAGUUCAAGUCCUCUCUGAGGCCUUCGAUGGUAUGCUUUGUGGAGUUGGUGCUGAUACUGAUGCCCUCAAUGGGAUUCCAUAUGAAGUAGAUGACAAUCUUGAGCCAUUUACUCAACAUUGGGACUCAAGUUUCUUUUAUACUUCAGAGAGCCUGAUGUACCCACCAACCUCAGAAUGGGUUCCUUUCUCAAAGGAAGUUGAGGUAGGACAGAUUUCAUCUUGGGCUUAAGAGCUCUAUGUUUUCUCAUUGCCAUUUGCCUGGAGCUUUGCAAGUUUCCAUCCAUAUUCAUAGUCAUUCUCUCAAUUAAUUGAGAAGAAGCUUCAUGCUUGCAUUUUAGAAGAAUUGUUUCUCAAGAAGGGAGUUCCUCUGUUAUGAUUUAGAGGGGAAAGUGUUGUAUUCCGAAUAUGUACGCAUAAUGGAAUAUUGUUUUGAGUUUGUGGUUACCCUUUGCACUCGAGGGUUCCAUGCUAAAUUUCCUUUCUUAUGUUUUAGGGGGGAAAGUGUUGUAUUUGGAACAUAAUGCAUAAUGGAGAUUGCUUUGAGUUUGUGGUUUCCCUUCACACUGAAGGGUUCCACGUUAAAUUUU